AUGGAUUCGAAUUCUCCUCCAGUUUUUGAUGGAGAAAACUAUCAGAUGUGGGCUGUGAAGAUGAAGGCAUACAUGAAGGGUGCAGAUCUGUGGGAAACUGUCGAAGAAGACUACGGGGUGACUCCUUUAGGAGCAAAUCCGACGCUGAACCAGAUGAAGAUCUAUAGAGAUAAGGUAACGAGGAAAGGUAAGGCUAUGUCAUGCCUCUUUGCCUCGGUACCAUCAUUUAUCUUUACUAAGAUCAUGAACAUGACCAAUGCGAAGGAGAUGUGGGAUUCUCUGAAAGAAGAGUAUGAAGGAGAUGAGAAGAUACGGGGCAUGAAGGUUUUAAACCUGCUCCGGGAAUUUGAGAGACAGCAGAUGAAGCCAAACGAGACAGUAAAGGUUUAUGUUGAUCGUUUGAUCAACAGUGUGAGCAAGAUAAGGAUCUUGGGCACUGAAAUGACUGAUGAGAAGAUAGUUCAGAAGGUGAUGGUGUCUGUUCCAGAGCGUUUUGAAGCCACCCUUGCUUCCUUGGAGAACACUAAGGAGUUGUCACAAUUGAAACUACUGAAGUUCUUAGUGCUCUGCAAGCGCAAGAGCAAAGAAGGCUGA
Molecule: messenger RNA, 594 nt
Organism: Tarenaya hassleriana
Lineage: Eukaryota; Viridiplantae; Streptophyta; Magnoliopsida; Brassicales; Cleomaceae
Exons: 1
Coding region: 1-594 (197 amino acids)
Source: RefSeq, a predicted model, not a curated record